CUGAGCCGCCUCGCGCCGCGGAGCGCGAUCCGCCCCCACUGCGCGCCGACGAAUCUACGGUUGACCUGCCACCUGGGUUUGGCCGUGCCCCCCGGCGGCGGCUGCCGCAUCCGCGUCGGCGCCGACUGGCGGACCUGGGCCGAGGGCCGGUGCCUCCUCUUCGACGACAGCUUCGAGCACGAGGUCCGCAACGACACGGACAGGGCGCGGGUCGUGCUGCUGCUGCGCUUCUUCCACCCGGACCUCGCGCCCGCGCGGCGCGGCGCC
Messenger RNA from Aureococcus anophagefferens, 267 nucleotides. RefSeq lists its product as hypothetical. Gene Ontology annotation, biological process: peptidyl-aspartic acid hydroxylation. The record is from RefSeq and is a predicted model, not a curated record. The annotation marks the transcript as partial. NCBI's taxonomy places the organism in Eukaryota, Pelagophyceae, Pelagomonadales, Pelagomonadaceae. Gene Ontology annotation, molecular function: peptidyl-aspartic acid 3-dioxygenase activity. Gene Ontology annotation, cellular component: endoplasmic reticulum. The transcript has a single exon.